Molecule: messenger RNA, 2298 nt
Organism: Fulmarus glacialis (Northern fulmar)
Lineage: Eukaryota; Metazoa; Chordata; Aves; Procellariiformes; Procellariidae
Gene: CDC27
Product: cell division cycle 27
Exons: 17
Biological process (GO): cell division
Molecular function (GO): protein binding
Source: RefSeq, a predicted model, not a curated record
AUGGCAAGCACUUAACCACUAUGCUUACCGUGAUGCAGUGUUCCUUGCAGAAAGAUUAUAUGCAGAAGGCUUGCAGAAGGAGAGCAGAUCUUAUCUGGUGGAGUGUUGAAUAAACAGAAAAGCCAUGAUGACAUUGUUAUGGAGUUUGGUGACUCUGCAUGCUUUACGCUCUCCUUACUGGGACAUGUCUACUGCAAGACAGACCGGCUUGCCAAAGGAUCAGAAUGUUACCAAAAGAGCCUUAGCUUAAAUCCUUUCCUCUGGUCCCCUUUUGAAUCGCUAUGUGAAAUAGGUGAAAAACCAGACCCUGACCAAACAUUUAAAUUAACAUCUUUACAGAACUUCAGCAGCUGUCUGCCUAACACUUGCACAACGUUGGUAUCUAAUCACAACAUAUCCCAUAGACAGCCUGAGACUGUUCUUAUGGAAACGCCGCAAGACACAAUUGAGUUGAACAGAAUCAACCUAGAAUCCUCCAAUUCAAAAUACUCCUCCUUGAACACAGAUUCUUCUAUGUCUUACAUUGACUCGGCUGUAAUUUCCCCAGAUGCUGUCCCUCUUGGGUCAGGAACUGCCAUAUUGUCUAAACAGGCUCAAAAUAAACCAAAAACCGGGCGGAGUUUACUGGGGGGACCUGCGGCUUUGAGCCCACUAACUCCAAGCUUUGGAAUUUUGCCACUGGAAACCCCAAGCCCUGGAGAUGGAUCAUAUUUACAAAACUACACAAACUCUUCUUCUGUAAUUGAUGUGCCAUCCACAGGAGCACCUUCAAAGAAGACUGUCAGCAGGAUAAGCCAAGCUGGAACAAAAUCUGUCUUCUCACAGAGCGGAAAUAGCCGGGAAGUCACUCCAAUUCUUGUUGCACAAACACAGAGCUCUGGCCCACAGACAAGUACAACACCUCAGGUAUUGAGCCCAACAAUUGCUGCUCCACCAAACGCACUGCCUCGAAGAAGCUCUCGCCUAUUUACUAGUGAUAGCUCUACAACAAAGGAAAACAGCAAAAAAUUAAAAAUGAAGUUUCCACCUAAGAUUCCAAACAGAAAAACAAAAAGUAAAACAAAUAAGGGAGGAAUAACUCAACCAAACUUGAAUGACAGUUUGGAAAUUACCAAACUGGACUCUUCCAUCAUUUCAGAAGGGAAAAUUUCCACUGUUGCGCCACAGAUCCAGGCUUUUACGCUACAGAAGGCAGCAGCAGAAGGUUUGAUGAGCCUUCUCCGUGACAUGGGGAAAGGUUAUUUAGCCUUGUGUUCAUACAACUGCAAAGAAGCGAUAAAUAUUUUAAGCCAUUUACCAUCCCACCACUACAACACUGGCUGGGUGCUGUGCCAAAUUGGGAGAGCUUACUUCGAACUUGCAGAAUAUAUGCAGGCUGAGAGAAUAUUUUCAGAAGUAAGGAGGAUUGAAAACUACAGAGUAGAAGGCAUGGAGAUCUAUUCGACUACGCUGUGGCAUCUGCAGAAAGAUGUUGCUCUUUCAGUUCUUUCAAAGGACUUGACGGACAUGGAUAAAAACUCACCGGAGGCAUGGUGUGCUGCAGGAAACUGUUUCAGCUUGCAACGAGAGCAUGACAUUGCAAUCAAGUUCUUCCAGAGAGCCAUUCAAGUUGAUCCAAACUAUGCUUAUGCCUACACCCUGUUGGGGCAUGAAUUUGUGUUAACAGAAGAGCUAGACAAAGCAUUAGCUUGUUUUAGAAAUGCAAUCAGAGUCAACCCUAGACACUAUAAUGCAUGGUAUGGCUUGGGAAUGAUUUAUUACAAACAGGAAAAAUUCAGUCUAGCAGAAAUGCAUUUCCAGAAAGCACUUGAUAUCAAUCCUCAGAGCUCAGUCUUACUGUGUCACAUUGGAGUAGUCCAGCAUGCACUGAAAAAAUCUGAAAAGGCUUUGGAUACUUUAAACAAAGCUAUUAACAUUGACCCCAAGAACCCGCUAUGCAAAUUCCAUAGAGCUUCUGUAUUAUUUGCAAAUGAAAAAUACAAGUCUGCUUUACAAGAACUUGAAGAACUGAAACAGAUUGUUCCCAAAGAGUCUCUUGUUUACUUUUUAAUAGGAAAGGUUUAUAAAAAACUGGGUCAAACACAUUUGGCCCUAAUGAAUUUCUCAUGGGCAAUGGACUUGGAUCCCAAAGGAGCCAAUAACCAGAUUAAAGAGGCCAUUGAUAAACGUUACCUUCCAGAUGAUGAGGAACCAAUAACUCAAGAAGAACAAAUCAUUGGCACAGACGAAUCCCAAGAGAGCAGCAUGACGGAUGCAGAUGACACACAGCUCCACGCAGUUGAAAGUGAUGAAUUUUAA